Molecule: messenger RNA, 1329 nt
Organism: Pyrenophora tritici-repentis Pt-1C-BFP
Lineage: Eukaryota; Fungi; Ascomycota; Dothideomycetes; Pleosporales; Pleosporaceae
Source: RefSeq, a predicted model, not a curated record
AUGGAUCCACCACAACCACCGCCGCCAAAACCCCCCUCUGACUCCAGAAUCAGGAAGCCUUUGCGCAAGCGCCAAAAGAACACCAUCAAGCCCACCAUUUUCGACGUUCCUCGCGCCCGCAAUUGUGGCGCCGACAACUCCUUUCUCAGCACCGAGACCACGGGUAUGAUGGACUACACCUGCGGAGGUUCCAGCACUGAAGAAGAAGACAUGACAGAAAUAGAGAAUGAGUACCGCAACCGCAUGACGACCGACAAUACAGACCGCCCCGCCGAGACGAUUUUUGGCAAAGGCGUCAAAGUGUGGAAAUCCUUCAGCGGCAGCGGGCGCAUCUACGCGGACCUGGAAGACCAUAUCAAGAAGCAGCAGCGCGAAAAGCUCCUUUGGAAAGACGAGAAGCAGAAGUUGGGGAUGGGCGCGGGCGGUAAGCGGAAGCGUGGCGAGAAGAUGACGAAUGAGGGGGUGUCGGGGUUGCCUGUGAAGUACGCCCGUGAGAUGGAUUAUUCGAUGCAGGUUAAGACGGAGACUUCAGACGAGGAUCAGAUGUUGACUGACCAAAUGUCCGACAAGAAGCAAUCUUCAAACCACAACGAACCCGGAACCUACACUGACGGAAACAUCACCUACCCAGAUCUGCCAGUUUUGAUUAACACAUUUGUAGCCAACACUGGAAUCGACCUUCCCCCCAGCCCCACCGAGUCAGAGUGGAACAGGACCUUCCAACUUUCCAUGUCACAAGUGGAGGAUGUCCGCGAACCUAUCCCAGCUCCGGAUACACUGCCGCCAGAACUACUUCGUCAAGCCCUCAAUGAGAACAUGUUCCAUCAUGGCAGUGCUGGUGUUCAUCGGAUCGGCAAUUUGAAUCAGGCUGUUCAGUCUGCAGACGAGUACGCACGUGAUCUUCAUAUGGCCGACUCGGACCUGUAUGGUUCUUCUUCGAUGGGGGAUACAGGCGCUGGAGUGUCUUCUUCUUCAGGCCUAGAAACUCUCUCCCCAGCUACAGGCGUUACUACCCCCUCUUCCUUAGACAAGGACCCUAUUACCGGUGAUGAUUUUAUGGCUUUCUGCCAUCGAGACACACCCUCUUCCGCCGGUGGACGCUUGGGCUUCGUAUCUUCUCUGGCAGGCGGAGCGCGUCGGAUGAUAUCUGAUUCCUUUGGCGGCCCCGAGGAUGGUCCUGUAGAUUGGUUUGAUGAUCGUGGGUACCGGUUUGGUCAGAAGGGCGAUGGCGAGCAGAACGACUACAAGGGCAAGGGAAAGGCAGAGGAGAGUGAUGAGGGCGGGAAACCGAACCCCUUCAAGGGCCGGCCUUGGCUUAGGAAGUUGUGA